AUGACCGAGGAACAAAAGUACCAGGGAGCUCUUUACAAGAACAAGAAAGCGAAGACUGCGCCAACCAACACACAGUCUGCGCAAACGGACAUGGCUCACGCAGCUUACGUGGAGGACGUCGCCGACUAUGAGGGAUGGGAGGAUGUCCCGACGGCACCGCCUCGCGUUCCCAGCCCGCCAGGGGCUUUCGGUGGAUUCAACGUCUUCGACUACCAGGUGAACGCAACACCGAGCGCCUCCACCGUCGCGAUACCACAGGUUGUCGCUCCGGCUCCUGAACCAGCCGAGAGCACGGAGUUGGUGCGGUACGAGUACAAGCGGGAGUCCUACCAAGACAUCGAUGCAGACAUGAUGGCCGAUGACGAGGCUCUUAUUCAGUAUGGAUCGGGCCCUGUGCCAGCCGAGCCCAGCUCCUUUGAAACACCUGCACCAAGGAGGGAUCGAAAGAAGGCGAGCAAGGAGGAUAAGAAGGACAAGAAGCGGAAGCGGUUACACGUGGACACGCGAGACCUCGACAUGCCGGAUGCGCCUGUCCUACACUCCGAUCUUACCGGGGGACUCAACCGUCUGAUGAGCAGACCGCAUGCCUUCCCACCAUCGCCCGACUACUCAGGAUCCGGCGGGGAGGUUGGCGAGAACCCCGCGAGCCCAUUAAAGAAGUCCAAGCAUUCCAAACACCACAAAUCGAGCCGGCCAGACAGCGGGAUAUUCAACGGCAUCGCCUCGAUGCUGGCAAGCGGGAACUCGAAGCCGGCAACCAAAUCGAAGAAGCGCAAGCACACUUCCACUUCAACGUCGACAUCCACCAAGAAGCGCCAUUCCCAUACCUCAAAACGUCUGGAGGGUGCCAAGGAGGUCAAGAUGCUUGAGUACAACAAGGCCGAUGAAGGAGAGUCCAGGGAUGGGCCGGGCACCAUGGUCGUUUUUAAGCCCCAUGCAGAUUUGUUCUUGAGUCUGAUCAAGAAGGGUCCUGACAGCGAACGUGGCUGCAGCGUCAACAAGGCCUUGAAACGAUACCACCGCGAACGUAGCGGCACAGGUCGAGCCAAAUCGACAGAAGAGAAGGAGCUGUUCCGCUCACUACGCCUGCGUCGCAACGACCGGGGCGAGAUUGUGCUGUUCAGCGUCCCAGAAGAGGAUUGA
Diaporthe citri is the source of this 1143-nucleotide messenger RNA. RefSeq lists its product as uncharacterized. NCBI's taxonomy places the organism in Eukaryota, Fungi, Ascomycota, Sordariomycetes, Diaporthales, Diaporthaceae. The record is from RefSeq and is a predicted model, not a curated record. The transcript has a single exon. The coding region runs from base 1 to 1143 and encodes 380 amino acids.